This is a messenger RNA of Ostrea edulis (European flat oyster), 7236 nucleotides long. RefSeq lists its product as uncharacterized. The record is from RefSeq and is a predicted model, not a curated record. Gene Ontology annotation, biological process: protein phosphorylation. Gene Ontology annotation, molecular function: protein tyrosine kinase activity; ATP binding. The coding region runs from base 335 to 5080 and encodes 1581 amino acids. Lineage: Eukaryota; Metazoa; Mollusca; Bivalvia; Ostreida; Ostreidae. The transcript has 17 exons.
ACUCAGUCUAGACUCGUUUUCAGAUAAGACGUGUUUUUUUUACGUUCUCCAUGUAACAUUUAGUGAAGCUCUUUUAUCUCAGCCGUUGUAGUUUAGUUUUAGCGCUGGUUUGCAUUUGCUUUUAUUUUGAAUGCAUUUAGUUUUCACUUCUAUGUAAAUAUUCCACCGUCCUGAAGAAGAGGCAGGUCGUCCCAAAAAUUUGACAAUCAUUGGACAUUUUGGUGCUUUAUAUAUACAAUGUAUAUGUAUGCAUAUGCUACCUGCAGAUUACAUGCAGGAGUAGAGAAUCAUUAAAUAGAAAUCGCCGCCAUUGGGGAAUCAGUGUGGCUGAAUUAUGUUUAAAAAAAAAUUUUUCAAGAAGAAACCCAAGCCAAAAGUGCAGCAUGAUAAAGAAAGUCCAACUACCGGCAACGUAAACUACGACGUUAUAGAUCCAAAAUCCAACUUUGGGCCAUCAAGAUAUACGCCUCUCUUACCUGAUACUCCAAUCCCUAAACCACUGCCAAAGAAUGCAGGGAAGAUAUUCAGCAAGAAUGCCAUUGUGAAUCUUCCUUUACAACAUGUGGCUUCCAACAGACGGAUGGAAGAUUUCGACGAUGACGAGUAUGGGUACACAAUUGGAAGCGGCAUCUAUAAACUCAAAAAGAAGGACACCACGUGGGAAGAAGCAUUUGUGGAUGCUCAUGAGUUUUUACCGUACAAGAAAUACAGCCACAGUUCCAUGCUUUCCAAGUUUUUCUUCUCCCCUCGAGAAAACUACGAAACACUGUCUAUUGACAAGAUAUGUCUCGAAAUGACCAGUGCAUCCACAGAAGUUCAGCAAGACUUGUUAAAAUACAUCACAGCUUGUAUUCUACCAGAUCUGAAACAAAACAUCAGAAUUGUAGACAUCUUCAAUCUGCUCUCGUGCAAAAACAAAUCUGUUCGAAAUCUUUGCAUUAACGAACUGACAGAGAUUAUAAUGGAUGCAGAUCAGGGAAAAUUUUCCAAAGAUGAAAUGAUGAUGUUGUACGAGACAGGCACUAUUCAGUUAUUCACAGUUAUCUCAGAGACAAAGAAAACAUUCUCCAUAUUCCAUCCUCUCAUCCAGCUCGGGAUUAUGUUCAACUGCUUUAUAUACCUACGGGCCAUUGAAGCAGUCGAGGAUUGGAUUCCACGCAUUCAGAAUGUUGCGUCAGCUAUCCAAUCUAAGAGGAAGCGUGUUAUGGAAAGGAAUGACCCCGACGUUAUUCUUUUCGCUAAGAUGGCGAAAUGCAUUUUUGAUUUAGAAGAUGUGGACUUGGAUGAGAGUUUGUUGAUGGGAGAAGAUGUGAACGAUUUCCUUCCCUCUUUUAACAGAGAAGACAGUGAUAUAUGUAUCGAGGGAUUUGCUGCUCUUUAUCACACAGGAAAUCUGGUACUGAGACAGCAGUCAAAAUUCAAUUCCGGUGUUCAGAAAAUCACAGACUUGUCUUCAUUCAUGGAUAGUUGUAAUGACAAGGGAAUGGUGAAAUGGUACCAUCGUUUGCUUGACUUAUUCUUAGUUCAUAUAUUACAACAGGAACACUCUGAUGUAAAACUGGAGAUACUUGAAAAGGGUGAAGAUAAAUUGUUUUUGAUGCUGAAUCGUGAUUGCCAUUUUUCUGAGAGUUUUAGUACCUCCCAUUGCCUGUUGUUUCACCACAAUGAAAGAAUACAAUACAAAUACAGGGAAAUCGCCAAACGAAGAGGUAUAGUCAAUUCAAAGACUGUCACGGUGGAUCACAUACAGACGGUUUUAAACAAGUGCGGACUGGUGUUUGACACGUCUUCUUCAGUUUCACAUCUAAACAUUGGUUUUGAACGCAAACAAUGCACAUUUUGUAAUGUGGAUGCAUCUAUCACUUGCAUAUUCGAAGUUGAACCUGAUGAGUCAAAGGAUGUGAAUAUGUAUGAUAAUACCUCUACAGCUUUCGGCACAAGGAAAAGUUCAUUGAGAAAAGAAAGAUUGGAAAAUGAAAUGGAAGUGUUGAAAGAAAUUGAGUCCAAAGAUAUGCAUAGAAAUGUGGCCAGACUUCUGGCGUUCAAUCAGUCCUUACCAAAGUUUUACAUCAAAGAGAGAUUACCUGGAGACAAUCUACAAAGACGCCUCCUGGAGGUUAGAGACAAAGGGAAGGUAGUCCCAAUCGCAGAUCUCAUUGGAAUUAUCGUACAGGCUGUACAGGCAAUUAUAUACGUACAUAGCUCUGGCUGCCUCGUCAGGGACAUCACCACAGCGUCCUUUGGUUGCACAGUGACAGAAAAUGGAUAUUCCCUCAAGCUGAAAAAUUUUGAAAUGGCGGCCAAGCCGUCAGAUUUCCCUAGUGGUGGAAUAGUGAGCGGCUUAAUUGAUCUGGAUUUUAACGGAGUCUGCACUCGAUGGGCAGCCCCAGAGAGCUUGCUAGAAGGGCGUUAUAGUAUCUACAGUGACGUUUGGUCCGUCAACAUUUUAGCAGACGAAAUCCUCAACUACGCUGCGUGGCCGUAUUCGGACAUAAGUGAUGCGGACAUUGACGACAUGAUUAUCAAUAUUGUCUUUACUCACCUUAAACCUCAAGGAUUCAAUCGACCGAGGCGAGUCCAGGGUCUUAUUUUGGAGGGACUUGCCAGCGAACCUGAUCAGAGACUAAAACUGGAGGCGUUGCGGGAAAGGCUUUUAGAGAUAUUGGAUAACGUCAGCGGGGGAGAAAGUUACAGUACAUACGACACUUAUUCUGGUGUGGAGGGAACACAUGCAAAGGUAUACGAUAUACCUCCCCUUACAGAACGACAAAUUAAAGUCAACUCUGUAUUUGAAAGGGGAAUCCCACCGUCAAUUCAAAGAUACAGAGAGCUUGAUGAAGAUCCCAUGAGUGUGUUUGCGUCAGAAGCAGCGGAAUACAAUGAAAGACUACGAGCACAGGAUGGCAUCCCACUGACAGAAAUAUCCUCUGACGAGUAUUACAAGAUCGAGAGUAGGGACAGAAUAAACAUGAUGAAAGUAAUGGAAAAAGUGAGCGAUGACUUCCUGAAGUUUACAUACAACAGACUCAAGGAAAUCGAUAGUAGAAAGAUGUGUGUGGAACCAUGGCCUCCUACGACAAGUAUCUCAGCAGAUGGCUUUAAACAAAUACACUAUAAAUUUCCACGAUCAACACACCUUCUUGAUAUAGUCCUCCACAAACAACGCGGCGAAACGAUUGGUCCAUACAUUGAGCUUUUGUAUGAACUGGCCAAUCAUGUAGACUCUUUUCAUUCAGCUGGAUGGAUUUUUCGAUGUCUCAGAGCAAAGAAUGUUUGGAUUCUGGAAACAAAAAAACGAGAACAAACGAUUGUGGUGCCCAAAUUUGGUAAAUACCGUGUGAUAGCGUCAUCAGACUUCGACAUCCAUCUAGAGCAGAUCAAAGUUGAAAGACCAGAGGAGGCAGAUGGAAUACAAUGGCUUCCGAUUGAGUCAAUAAAAGCUGGACUCUAUUCCAAAGAAAGUGAUGUAUACGCCUUUGGUAUGAUUACGUGGGAGGUCAUGUCUGCGUUUGGACAGGAGGGAGUUGUGUAUGACCAAGACGAAGAGCGGGAGUUAGAGUGCAUUCCAUUCAACUACCAACAAUCUGAAAAUAUUCUACAACAUUUGAUAGAGGGAUAUAUACCAGAAAAAAAUGUUAAAUGCCCUGAUUGGUUUUACCGAGAAGUUACGAGGCCUUGUCUUCUGCAUCAGAAAAUCGACAGACCCUCGAUGAAAACCAUCCUACAAAUCCUGGAAACACGGCUUGGGAAAUCUCUUCCUAAACAAAUUCUGAGGGGUCCACCCCAACCUCUACCUGAUCAACUUUCGCAAAGUGAUAGAAAACCCCAAAAAGUAGAAAUGUACGACGAUAUCUAUGAUUAUGAUGGAUUUGACAUAAUUACAGAUUUGUAUCAGUCUUGCAUAGAGGAAUCUAAAAUGAUUGAAAAGGACGAUGAAUAUCCUAUGUUUCCACCUCCACCUCUACCCCCAGUGUCUUAUUACAAUACAAAGACGAGUAAAAGCCUGAAUGGAGUGAAACGUAGUCUGUCACCUCCGCCACCUCCCCCCAAACCGAAAGACGUGAAAGGGAAGAAUGACGAAGAAAGAUUGAGCCCAGAGAACAAAAGGAAAUAUGCAGACAAAAAUGUAAGUAAAGGUGACAGCAAUGACAGUAUCCCACCUGUUUCCAGAAGACCACCAUCGUUACAUGGCAAUGAUGACAGCAUCCCACCUCUUUCCAGAAGACCAAUACCGUUGCCAUCACAAGAAAAUGAAAAAGAGUCUGCAGAGACAACUGAUGAAAAGUCAUGCAAAACACUUCCUCUUCCAAGGAUUCCACAAAGUGAUGAGAGUGAACGUGUAAAUGUGGAGGAACAGUCUGCUCAGACAGUUCCACCAAAGACACAAACACGCCAAAGUAAUGCAUAUCAAAAUGUAAAGGAGCAAAAGUCUUUCCAAAUUAACAAAGCCAAAUUCCCUCCACUUCCACCCAAACCAGAAGGAACUAAGAAUAAAUUUGAUGGAACCAACCCAGAACCCCCCAGAACCCCACACACCAGUGGUCAUAAAAAUGACGCAUCACCUCCUCCACUUCCUCCAUUGCGACGGGACAAUCAGCUAAAGUCGGAAAACCCAAGAACUUGUGUGGAUAACGUACGUGACUUUGACAACGAUUCCGUUCAUAAGAGAUCAGAUUUUGCAGAGUCUGCAUCAAGUAUGUCUCAAGGCAGUAAAGGUUCAUAUUAUGUGAGUAAAACUUCAUCCCAGAAUCUCGGAGACACAGAGAGAGGAUCCGACUUCGAUCGUACAUCUGAAUCUGGUGUUGCACAUUGUAUCAGUGAAAGUUUGACAGAAACUGAGAGAGGCUCAGAUUUUUACGGUAAAACGAAACCCAAAAUUCUUCCAAAACCGGGGUCUAAAAGUAGACUUCAGCCGACGUUCUACGUUGGGGAAGAAGAAAACAGUGAACAAAUGAGAAAGGUUGAUGAGGUGAAGAGAGAUGAAUGUGACACUGCAAAACAAUCGAAUCCGGUUUAUGUGAACAAAACGGAAACUAACACGAAACAUGUCCUGCCACUUAGGAAACCGCUCGAUAAAUGAUUUAGUGUUUGUAGUUGCGAAAACACUAUCAUUCCCUCUUUCUCUAUGUAGAAAUAUAGCAUUCAACAAUGCAUUCGGCGGGUAGUGGUCUAAAACUUCGCACUAUACUUGUUGCACACAAAAGGACCAUCUAAAUUGCAUGGAAAGAGAUAAUAUGUUAAUGUUUAAUCAAGGUUGAAAUAUCUCAGAACUUUUGACGACCUUCACUGGCUUUUUAUACUCGCACUUUCUAAAGAAAGUUUGGGUAUAUUGUUGUUAUCAAGGUCCGUCCGUCAGUUACACUUUCUUCUUCCUCAAAUUCCUCUUUUAUUUUAAGCAGUAACCAUUUAAUCUUUUGGAAUGUGAUAUGUGUUUCCUUGUAGAUGUGCAAUAAGGUUUCAGAACUUUUAAUUUUACUCUGGGGCAAAAUGAGAAUAAAAAACGAUUUUUCUUACAAAAACCUGCUUCUCUGACCUCCUCUUACAUUGUAAGCAGUAGACAAUUCAUUUUAUGGAGGAUGAUUAGUGGUGUCCUGUACAAUAAGGUUUCGGACUUUUCAUUGUAUCUGGGGGCAUAAUGGAGGUCAAAUAAUAAUGUUUUCUCUAUUUAGAAAAUCUGGUACCCAGAACUCCUCAUAAAUUGUCCGCAAUAGUCAAAUCAUCUUUUGGAAGAUAAUUAGCGGUAAAUAUUUACCCUAAUCAAUAAGGUAAAUAUUCUAAUGUUCUUUCUUGUUCUAAUUUGUGAUUGAUGAUAUGAUGUUCACGCCUAUUUGCCGUUUUUUAAAUCAUAAUCGGGCGAUAAAUUCCUAUAAAGAGCCCCUUUGGCGGCCUAUCAUGAGUCUACAUCAUUUGGAACACCUCAGAGACCUCUUGCAUGCGAAGAUUCUAUGACAAAGGACCGCCAUGUAAUGUCACCAUCCAAAGCACAACAUGCUCAAAGAAAUAUUAAAUUCCUCCACCACAAAGGAGCUGACAACUUGUGUGUCUGCGUAUCAGAGUUCUACAGAGUGUAUUUCAGUGUCAGGACCGGUAACUCCUGUCUAGAAAUGUUAGUGAUGAUUUUUGUUGGUAUAUUUUAAUAUAUAUAUAUAUAUAUAUAUAUAUAUAUAUAUAUAUAUAUAUAUAUAUAUAUGUAUGUAUGUCUGUCUGUCUGUCUGUGUGUGUGUGUGUGGUGUGUGUGUGUGUAUGUGUGUGUAUUUACGCAGUUACUACCGGCAGUAUUAUUCAAACUAUUUAAAAAAUAGAAAACAAGAUGACAGUUGAAAUCACUUCUUGAAAUUUAUUUCUUCAAACUAUAAAUGAGUGUUGUUAUAUCAGUAUCCAUAAUCAAACAUUUUGUCUGUUGCAUUGGUGUGUUACCAAACAGGGGCAUUUUUAUAUUCUUUUUGUAAUAUCUAAGUACAGACCCUGAAGCGUGCUACUACACCGCCAAAGCGUUUCGUUUCGUUCCGUGAAAACCGUUCAUCGUUCCGUGCAGACCGUUCAGCGUUUCGUGCAAACCGUUCACCGUUCCGUGCAAGAAUCGUUCACCGUUCUGAGCCACGCCCCGAGAAUCGUACAAGUCAUUCCGCUAUGGCAUCCAAGAAAGGUGGACGUAGAUUGUCCUUAACUUUGCGUAAUUUAAAGUGAAUUUUAGUCCAGAUUUAUAUUGUUUUCAUAUACACCUUUCAUGGCUUGUAUUGUCUUUCUGAUGCCGGGAUAUUAAAGCCCUUGCGUUAAAAGGUCUCAUCCUGUAAAUUUAUCACCUCACCUACCAUGGGUACUGGAGAUACAUCUUGUUGUUUUAACGAUUUAAUCACCGAAUACCUAGUACUUCUACAGGGAACUUUAAAGUAACAUAUACAAUUUUGAUUCUAUUUAAUUUUGUUGAUCAAAUUUAUAAUCAUUUUACGUUAUUGAUCAACUGAUAUAUACACAAGUAUAUAUAUAUAUAUAUAUAUAUAUAUAUAUAUAUAUAUAUAUAUAUAUAUAAUAUAUUAUGAAUGUCAUAACAAGUACAUUGUACUCUUUUUGUAAAACUUGUUACACUCUGAAGAGCCGAACUACACGGCGAAAGCGAAAGCGCUAAGUGUAAUUAAUUAAAUGUGGAUCAUGUGUAAUUAGUCAUCGUUGAAUACAUUAUUGUAUAUAUAUAUUUAUUCUACCCCGAUACCAAGAAACUAUAUAUAUAUAUAUAUA